UUUAUGAAGAACAUGCAGAUAAUAUGACUGACUUCACGUUGUGUGGAAAUCUUGCACCCAGUUUGGCAAGGAGUGGUACUGUUAAGCGGGCUGCUGGUACUAACUUUCUUCAGAAAAAAGAUAAGGAUAUAGGUUGUAGUAGUUUUUCUGAAGGUGAUGAUAGUGUGUUUUCGUCUAAAGAUAAAACAAGUCCUGAUCAAAGUGUAAACUCUCGGUACAGAAGAUCUUUAGAUAGUACUUUUAGGAGAAGCUUAGAAUCUAUCUCUGAACAUAAAACGAAAAGGUCAUUUUCUCCCACAUGCACAUUAAGUACCGCCAGCAGAUGUAGUUCUUCUUUGGAAUCGUUUUCUUCGGAACAUGAAAAUCCCAUUAAGAAUUGCAUAAAUAACAAAAAUGAUGAAGAGAAACCCGUACAAAGUCCAGCUUCUAGUUAUCUUUCAUGGAUAGAAAGCGUCAAUAAUGAAUUUAUUGAUACUGCUGCCACGACUGAAGUAAAACCAACCGAAGUCAACGAAGUUGAUAAUAAAGUGGGAGAAUGGAAUAACUUUUGGUUAAAUUAUAAUAGUGCUAGGAGCCGGUAUAUGUCUAGCGCUUACCUAAGUGCUGACGAAAAAAUAAUGGAUGAUAUAUCCGACGCCAAAAGUAGUAAUAGUACACAAAGAGACCUUGGAGAAAAACCUUCAGGAGAAUAUGUAAUUCUAACCCUUGAAGAGGCCCACGAAGCAAUAAAAUAUUCUAAGAAACUUACGGAGAUAUUUCAAACUGCUCUUGUGAGAAAUGAUCAUGACUGUGAGAAUUCAAACUUAGAAGCUUCUUUCUAUUCAGAAUCGCUAUCACGUCAGAAUUCUUCUAUACGGGAAGACAACGCUUCAAUAUUUACCAAUGAAGAAUUAAAGAAAGUAGCAAGGGAGAGAUCAGCCUCUUACAUAGUAACAACGCAGGAUCUGCUCAAGCAGCAAAAAGAAAUCAUUAAACCGUCCAUUCAAUCAUCCAGCACCAGCUGCAUAAACGCUAUUUUAAAUACGGGCGUAGCAGACAUUCUCAAGCGUGUUAUGAAGAGAAAAGAUAUAAUGACACCUGACGAUAUGUCCUCAAUGACAAGGCGUAGUUUUUCGGAGUGGAGUAAUAAAUGA
Messenger RNA from Diabrotica balteata, 1133 nucleotides. The record is from the annotation of a GenBank genome assembly. Lineage: Eukaryota; Metazoa; Arthropoda; Insecta; Coleoptera; Chrysomelidae.